CACAGGCUCCGCGCAGCGCCCGGGCAGGUCCAAGGAGACAGAAGCAAAGAUGGACUGGGGAUCGCUGCAUGCCGUGUUGGGAGGUGUGAAUAAACACUCCACCAGUAUCGGAAAGAUCUGGCUCACUGUCCUUUUCGUUUUUCGUAUCAUGAUCCUUGUAGUGGCUGCCGAGAAGGUCUGGGGUGAUGAACAGCAAGAUUUUAUCUGCAACACUCUGCAGCCUGGAUGCAAAAAUGUUUGCUAUGACCACUUUUUCCCCAUCUCCCACAUCAGACUCUGGGCCCUUCAGCUGAUCUUUGUUUCAACUCCUGCACUUUUGGUGGCAAUGCAUGUUGCCUACAGACGCCAUGAGAAGAAGAAGCAGUUAAGAAACGGGGAGAAGUUUGAUAUUGAAGAGCUGAAAAGAACAAGGUUUCAUAUUCAGGGGCCCUUGUGGUGGACAUACACCAGCAGCAUCUUCUUCAGAGUCCUCUUUGAAGCCAUCUUUAUGUAUGCAUUUUACUUUAUGUAUGAUGGGUACCAAAUGCCACGCUUACUGAAAUGUAGUGCUUGGCCCUGCCCAAACACAGUGGAUUGCUUUGUCUCUCGACCCACUGAGAAAACCAUGUUUACCAUUUUCAUGCUUGUUGUGUCUGGUGUUUGCAUGCUGCUGAAUGUGACAGAAUUGUGUUACCUAGUGGUAAAAGUUUGUGUGAAAGAGCCUAGGAAAACAGCAGCUUUAAAGUAAUUCCCCAGACAUCAGAAUUCCCCCUUUUUCCAACUUUAGGUUAGCUGUCAGAAAAUGAUGGCUAAUAUUUCCAGGUUCAAUGAAAAAAGAAAACCCAAUGUGUAAUUUGGCUGCAAAAGCUGUCACAUUAAACUGUCGCUGCUGCGAUUCUUAAAAUUCAUUUGUGCGCUGAGUUCUCCCUUAUCCACGAAGUAAGAGCCUGACCCUGGCAGCAGGAGUUUUUCCAAGGCUUUCUGCUGUUCUGACAGUAGCCUAAAGAAGACAGUGGAAUGUAAUUGCUUUGCAAAAGUGACAGGCUUAUCAGCAUCUUGCUUUGGGAAGGGUUUUUGGGGCCAAGGGAGAUCAAUGCACUCCUAGCACGCUGACAUCUGUAAUGAAGAAACUAGUGUUAAGGAUAGAGGCUUGAGUUUGAUAGUUUUAGGAACUCUCCUUGCUGUACUGGGGAUGGAAGAAGGUGGCGGAGGGGCAGUUAAAUUCAUGGAAAGGUACUUGUUUCUCCCUCUUAGCAGUCCUUGUAGUCAUGGUUGGUGACUAAUGGGUCUGCCACUCCAUGUUUGGGGAAAGGGGAGGACAGGGAUAGCCAGGGGCAGGGAGCAGAGGUGCACACAGUUUCCAGGCUCCGCCAUAAUCUGGCUCAAACCUUACUAGGAAUCUCUGGAUACACAUUGACUUUUCAGCAGGUUUUCCCUGCACUACAGAACUGCCUUGACAUGGAAUGGGGUUGCUAGGUUCAGCCAGUGGUGAAGCAAGAUAUGGCAGAUAGUACUGCCAGGUUCUACAAGGAAGUAGAUGAAGUAAUGGAGGGCCAGAUCAUUGAGUUAUAUCCUCUGACAUCUCUAAACCAAUGCUGGUUGAUGCUAGGGAGGGGUAUGGAUUACACUAGACAUGCACGUACAUACAGUCUACCUCUAAAGCAUUUACUGCAUGCCCCUGUCAGAGGUGCGAUACUGGACUAGAUGGACCAUUAGUCUGACCCAGUAUGGCACUUCAUCAUGGUGGAACUUCUCCAAAUGCAGUUUGGUGUUGUGGUGGGCAUUACCUGAAAGAAAUGAGAAGGUGAACUUCAUCUUGCCAUGUAAUAACCUAGAGAAAACACGAGGAGGCAAUGCUCAAAGGAGUUUUCUUUGUCCAGACUUGGCAGAUUUUUCCAUGCAGGUGGGAAGCAGGAUGGCACUGAUACUGGGAGCUUCUGUUAGGUGAUUUCUGGAAUUUGAUAAAGACAUUUUUACAAAAUGAUGGGACUGCCUUCGAGUGCUGUUUUAGUGAUGUGUAUUGACUAAAGAACAAGCAAAAUUGUUGCUGUAUCUCAUUACAUAUUGUAUGGCCCAGGACAACUACUUUAGCACUUCCUGCAUGAAACACAGCAGGAUGUACACUCCCUGUCUGCUGAUGCAGCUCCUUUCUUUUUAUGCAUCUCACAUAAAUCUUCACCAUAAAACCUCUUGCACUAAUCUUCUCUCAACUCACAAUGUUGGCAGCAAGCAGUCCAUAAAACCAUAGCACUGAACCUAUCUCAAUGAAAAAUGCGUAUGUAGAGGAAACCUGGUAUUUCCCUAAAAUUCCUUAUUAGGAUGUAAUUUGUCUGUAACUAAGUAGAGGCACAGCCUUCUAUUUUUAUCUUUCCAUCUGAGUAAGACUUCAAGUUUUCUUCACGUUUUCUUUAGGCAUUACCCCAUUUGCAUGUAGCAGUACAAUUUUAACACGUCUUCUCAGUGCUUACCCAGCAAAGCUAACUCUGAGGGCCAGUUACUUGUUGUUGUUGGCCACAGCAACUUGGUGUUCCAUGAAAAGAUGGAAAGUGUCUAGGGUUUUGUCUUUACAUCCAUUGUCUCCACCAACACAUCCCAGUUUGCUGCUGCUUGAGGAAACAUGCAUGCACUGAUUUAGGCAGGGUAGCCAAUGGAAAUAGUACUAAUCCUCCUUAUUGUGCACUGAAAAUAGAGCAUGAACAGGCUCUUCCUCCUGCUGAGAGAUAGAAUAUCAGCUGGUAGGUCCGGGCCCCAAACCAGUUAUGUUAAUUAUAGGCUCGAUUUGGUCAGACUUUCAGGACAUAGCAGCAGAUGGAAAUCUGACCGUAAUAUGAGAAGGGAGGGAGAGGAAAAUAAAUCAAAGCAGCAUUAUCAGAUGUAUGACUAGAACAUGAAAAGUAAUUAAGAAUUAGCAAAAUGGGAAACUGUGUGAGAACAUCUUUAUUCCAACUCUGGAUGAACAAAGACUGGUAUGUAUCUUGUUUGUGCUUAGUAAAGGUCCUGCUUAGUUACAUGUGCCAGUACUAAGAGAACAAGCUUCCUACAUGAGAAACAGUCUAGUAUUAUGUUUGUUUUGUAACAACUAUAUAUAUAUCUUUCUCUCUCUUCUGUCCAGAUCCUAUAUUUAAAGCACUCUUGUCAUACUGAAGAUGUUACAGCAUAGAACUGUCUAGUGAAAGUAAAAAGAGAUGUAGUCUCUAAUAUCACUUCUAGUAGUAUUAACCAAGAGCUGCUGUAUAUAGAGGCAUUUUUAACUCUACAUGGCAGGUUAGUUUUGUAAUGGUUACACUGUCUGCUAUACUGCCAGUUUUAUGAGCUGAUAAUGGAAGUGUAUAUAACCUGCUCUACAGCUGGAAAGACUAGUGAUAAAAGUCUGAUUACCCCCUUGGUGGAGAUGUCAUUUUCUUACCCUGCCUUUGGGGAAUGAGUCAAGACAUUCUUGCUAGACAAACUCCAGUUCUCAAGGAAUUUACAAGCAGAUGAUAUGAAGUUGUGCCAUAAUUGAUGAUGCUGCCGGGUUAAAUGCUCUCACCUGGCAAUUUGAUUACCUGACAGAAAACUGGAGACUGGGAAAGUAGCUGCCAGUGGUCAAGCAGUCAUUCUGAUUAUGUAUUUUAUUUCUGGAGAUAAUAAUCUGAGUAGGGUGCUCUCUGUGAGACUUCCCUUGUUUAUAUUUUGUGUGACCAAGAAACUGCUUUAUAGAAAAAUGUAUUUGGACAAUUCAUAGGAAAUAAGCCUUUUGAACCCAUUUUGUAUGGUACAUUGCAUGCUUGACCUUUUGCAACUGUAUAGGAUUUCAAUUAAAUAUAACAGCCUACUGGA
Molecule: messenger RNA, 3798 nt
Organism: Alligator sinensis (Chinese alligator)
Lineage: Eukaryota; Metazoa; Chordata; Crocodylia; Alligatoridae
Product: gap junction beta-6 protein-like
Exons: 2
Coding region: 50-727 (225 amino acids)
Biological process (GO): cell communication
Cellular component (GO): connexin complex
Source: RefSeq, a predicted model, not a curated record